CUCCCACCGCUGCAGUAUAAAGUCUGCUGUCCGUCCUCAGCCUCCACCCUCUGGACAACUUCUGCCUGGACUCACACCGAGUGAAAAGGUGAAAAGAAGACAAAGUGGACAAUGACGGACCUGGAGACCUCGAUGGGCGCCAUCAUCGCCGUGUUUCAGAAGUAUUCGGAAAGAGAAGGAGACAAACACAAGCUGAAGAAGAGCGAGCUCAAGGACCUGCUUCAGGACGAGCUGCCCGAACUGAUGGAGCACGUGAAAGACCAGGAGGCGCUCGAUAAACUAAUGGAGGGCCUGGACACGGACGGCGACUCCGAGUGCGACUUCCAGGAGUUCAUGACAUUCAUCGCCAUGGUUACCGUCUUUUGCCACGAGUUCUUCCAGCAAGAGGACGAGUGAAGGAGGA
Perca flavescens (yellow perch) is the source of this 403-nucleotide messenger RNA. It is a transcript of the gene s100b, whose product is annotated as S100 calcium binding protein, beta (neural). Lineage: Eukaryota; Metazoa; Chordata; Actinopteri; Perciformes; Percidae. The transcript is spliced from 3 exons. The coding region runs from base 112 to 396 and encodes 94 amino acids. Gene Ontology annotation, cellular component: nucleus; cytoplasm. Gene Ontology annotation, biological process: positive regulation of cell population proliferation; positive regulation of canonical NF-kappaB signal transduction. The record is from RefSeq and is a predicted model, not a curated record. Gene Ontology annotation, molecular function: RAGE receptor binding; calcium-dependent protein binding; calcium ion binding.